AUGUCUGCUCCUGGUCCCGAAUCGGUACCAACGUCGGCCGAUCCCCGAUCCCAUCGCCCUACCAAGAAGCGCGCUCUUACGCCCAUCUCAGCGCAAGCCGCCUCGGUAGAGGCCCUCUUCUCAAAGCCCGACCAAAUCAUCCGUAUCCCCGAGUCCUCUAUCUCCGGCUCCGGCUCCGGCAGCUCUGCCUUGCGUUCCGCCCCUCCGGAAAUUGUCACCAAUGUUCAAGGAUCUAGUGCAGGUGCCGGAUCAGGCGAGUUUCAUGUGUAUAAGGCGAGCCGUCGGCGCGAGUAUGAGCGUCUGCGCAGUAUGGAUGAGGAUCUUCGCCGCGAAAAGGACUUUGAAGAGUUCAACAAGGACAAGACUGAACGCGAUCGCAAAGAUGAAGAACGCACGCGCAAGAAUCGCGAGAAGAGGGAGAAGAUGAAGGCCCGCAAAUCUAAGAAGGGCAAGGGCCCUGCUAUCACUGACAAAACGCCCAACGCGACACAGUCCAAAGAUGCCUCCUCAGUCGCGGAAAACGAUGCUGAGAAGGACACUGUUGAUGUCAAUUCUAAGACCAAGACUGAGCAUGGUGGGGACGAUACAGAAUCAACGCCAUCGAUACAACCUACAGGACUAGUUAUUCACGAUGAAGACGACUAA
Messenger RNA from Fusarium subglutinans, 645 nucleotides. Its product is annotated as PRKR-interacting 1 protein. The transcript has a single exon. Gene Ontology annotation, biological process: negative regulation of protein kinase activity. Gene Ontology annotation, cellular component: nucleolus. Lineage: Eukaryota; Fungi; Ascomycota; Sordariomycetes; Hypocreales; Nectriaceae. Gene Ontology annotation, molecular function: double-stranded RNA binding; protein kinase binding; protein kinase inhibitor activity. The record is from RefSeq and is a predicted model, not a curated record. Bases 1 to 645 code for a protein of 214 amino acids.